AUGAAAAAGAGAAAGUUUAAUUAUUCAGAGGUUACAAAAAUGACAAACAAUUUUCAAAGAGCUCUUGGUGAAGGAGGCUUUGGCAUCAUAUAUCAUGGUUAUUUGAAUGGUUCAGAGGAAGUUGCUGUUAAAGUACUCUCCCAAUCAUCAUCGCAAGGCUAUAAACAUUUUAAGGCAGAGGUUGAACUUCUGCUGAGAGUUCACCACAAAAACUUGGUCAGCCUUGUCGGGUAUUGCGAUGAACAAGAUCAGUUAGCUCUCAUCUAUGAAUACAUGCCCAAUGUGGAUUUAAAACAUCAUUUAUCAGGAAAACAUGAUGUUUCUAUUUUGAAGUGGAGUACUCGAUUGAGAAUAGCCAUUGAUGCCGCACUUGGAUUGGAAUACUUACAUACUGGUUGUCGACCAUCAAUGGUGCAUAGAGAUGUCAAAAGUACGAAUAUAUUAUUGGACCAGGAAUUCACAGCUAAGAUUGCGGAUUUUGGUCUUUCUAUAUCUUUCCAACUCGGAGAUGAAUCUCAUAUUUCAACGGUUGUUGCUGGUACUCCUGGAUAUCUUGAUCCUGAAUAUUAUAGAACAGGCCGCUUGGCCGAGAUGAGUGAUGUCUACAGCUUUGGGAUUGUAUUAUUGGAGAUGCUCACAAACCAACGUGUGAUUGACCAAAACCGUGAAAAGCCACACAUAACAGAAUGGGUAGCAUUUGUCCUUAACAGGGGGGAUAUUACCAGGAUUAUGGAUCCUAGUCUUUGCGGUGAUUACAACUCAAAUUCUGUGUGGAAGGCUCUUGAAUUGGCUAUGUCAUGUGCAAACCCCUCUUCCCAAAGACGACCAAACAUGUCCCAAGUUAUUAGUGGACUAAAAGAGUGUCUUACUUCUGAGAAUUUAAUGAGAAGUAAGAAUCAGGAUAUCGACUCUGAUAGUUCCCUUGAAAUGACCAUGAGCUUUGAUACCAAUGUUUUCCCUAGCGCAAGAUAG
Eruca vesicaria subsp. sativa (arugula) is the source of this 972-nucleotide messenger RNA. NCBI's taxonomy places the organism in Eukaryota, Viridiplantae, Streptophyta, Magnoliopsida, Brassicales, Brassicaceae. The record is from the annotation of a GenBank genome assembly.